UGCAGUGUCUGACAACAUGAAAGCCGAGGCCACGGCGAGCCUGAAGAAUCUGGUUCGCAACAGAAGGAACCUCCCCGUCUUGCAUGUGCCGCAGUUCAAACGCCUGCCGGACUUCUGGGGAUGGUACAAGUACUUCACGGAGACCCACAACCAGGAGGGAGUUGAGGAUAUGGAUCGUCUGUACUUGGCCUACCUGCAGAACAAGCACAGGUCAGAGGAGGGCCCGACCUUCAACCACUACCUCAAGCACCUCAGUGAAAUCUACAAGACUUGUGCCAAUUCUGAUGAUCCAGAGUGCAUCUCGGAGUUCACCAGCAAGCCAAAGGCUGCAGUGGUGAUGCCCGCCCCCAUCAAGUCGGCUGCUGUCAGGAUGUGCAACCCUUACAUCGACCCCUAUUGCCUCUUCCCCCUUGUCCCUAGGGCUGCUGCCCCGGAGCCUGAGCCAGCUCCAGCCAAGGUGCCAGCCCCUAUUUUCACCCCCAUGCUACCCAUGCCUAUGAAGAGCCCCACUGGCUUCUACUACUAUGCCCCCAUCCUGGAGCCCUUCCUGAGUCCUGAGCAGAGGACUGAGCUGCUCAGGAUCUGCAACCCUGAAGAUGUGGAGUGUCUGCAGUAUCACCUGAGGGCAGCUUAUGGCUAUCGCCCAGCCCCUGGCCCAGCCCCAUCCUACGCCGCCCUCAAAUGUGACCCCAAGGACCCCUACUGCAUGCCCCCUCUGGUCCAGAAAGCCCCCACCGGCUUCUACCACCUGCUCUACCCCAGCUGUGACCCAGCAGUUGAUCCUCUGUGUGUGACCAAUGUCGCUGCUCCUGCUGCAGUGGGGGCCCCUAAAGAGCAACACUGCAACCCUCUCUUUGACGCUGACUGCAACCCUCUGACUGCCACCAAGCUGUCCGGCCUCACCAAGCCCGUGCUGGAGUACUCCCCCAAGGAUGAGCCUUCACCUCCUGCUGCUCCUCUGACCUGCGACCCUGCCUAUGACCCAUACUGCAUACUGGCAGCCGCCGCUGCCCUGCGCAGGCCCGCACCACAGAUCCCCGAACACCAGGUCCGCUACAAACUUGGCGUCCGUGGCAAGACCAAGGAGGGCUACGACUGCUAUGUGCACUAUGACAAAGACUGCACCCCGGUGAAGUCUGGCCCUGAGGCCAAGGCCGACAUCAAGGCGCCAGCAAAGACCUUCUGCCAUCCGUUCGACCCCAACUGCGGCAAGUUUUCUUCCCCCGGUGGUGUAGUGGCUCCAGGGACCAGCAAGGAUGGCAUAAUCCUGCCCGACCCCGACUGCGACCCAGAGUUCGACUACAACUGCCGCCUGCGACGCGCUCAGCCCGCCGCUGUAGCUGAUGAGCCCGCCGCUGCCGAGGAGAAAGCUGCUGAUGAGCCCGCCAAGGAGGCCUCUGUUCCACGCUUUGAAGACUUCCUCAGGGGUGUCAUGAGCCAGCACAAGUAGAUUUCAGAAAUAACAUGACAACCGAAUCAACACCUGCCAGAUAAUCUACCUGGCAGAGCUCACUCUGUAUAUGCCUAAUCUUCAUGGACUUCAUUGACCACAAAACAAUCACACACAAAAACAUUCAGAAAAAAUCUCUGCUUUUAAAUAGUGAAUCUGAUUUUCUUAGAUAACCUAAGGGUCUCCUAAAGGACCAAGCAACAUAGAUAUAUAUGUGAAAUUUGUGGAUUAAACACUUCAUGCGUGUUUUUUUGUAGAAAAGAGUCGUAUGUAUAGAUGUGUAAUAGAGUAGGGGUAGUUUGAAUUUGUGUGGGCAAGAAUUUCUCUCUGUUGUACAUUCUCUUUUUCCAUUUGAGUUACCCUAAGUGUAUUUAAUGUUGUUUUUCACAUUUGUUUUUCUGUAACUCU
Messenger RNA from Micropterus salmoides (largemouth bass), 1858 nucleotides. It is a transcript of the gene and2, whose product is annotated as actinodin2. The record is from RefSeq and is a predicted model, not a curated record. The transcript has 3 exons. Bases 17 to 1450 code for a protein of 477 amino acids. NCBI's taxonomy places the organism in Eukaryota, Metazoa, Chordata, Actinopteri, Centrarchiformes, Centrarchidae.